UAUAAUAAUUACUUUAAUUUUAACGCAAAAACUAUAAAGUUAAUAGCACCUGAGUCUCAUAUACUAAAGGAAAAAGAUAUGGAUUUUGCACAAACAAGAAACCGCUGGAUUUCUUAGCGCAGUUGUUGGUGUUGUUUGCUUGCCAGCGGAAUCAUAAGUCGUAGUAUGAUUUGCCUCAUUUCUCGCAGACCUGUUGAAUUUGUUAAAUUAGAACAUUUGCACAAGUGGGCCUCGUAAAGCCUUUUAUAUCGGUGCGUGGAUUUACCAGCAGUAUAGGAUAUAUAUACUGCAUAAUAUAAUACUUCUUAAAUAAUUAAAACUGUAAGAAGUGGUUGCGAUAUUACGUCAAAAUGAAGCCAUCGAAAGGAAGGAAGGAACUUUGGUACAGCCUGAACGAGCUUUUGGGAGAAACGUACUGCCCAAGUUGUGGCAGGCAAAUGGACAGAUUCAAGAUGCCACUUGCACAUGCCAAGAGGUGUUUCAGUAUCAAGAAAGUGGGACCUAUAUACAGACUGCAUGGAUACGUGGAAUGUAAAUGUGGACUCCUAAUAGCUGACAAUACGAAGGCAAAAAAACUUCAUUUAUGUUUGGGAGAAGUGCCAGCGUUUGAACCUGACCUCACUUAUGUACACAAAAGACCCUUAUCACCAGAGCCACAGACGGAUGAGCAACCACCAAUAAAACCUGUAAAGUCCUUAGAACGAGAACUCCUGCAGCCAAAGCCAUGGAUCCGCAAUUUUGUGACACCUCUACAGUUGGCAAGUGUAAAGGCAAAUAUAAAGCCCAAACCGCCCCGUGUGCGGAAUUUCGAUAUGGCACUACCCACGCAGGAGCCGCAAGAUGUCUGGAUCUAUUCUAUUACACAUGGAAAUGAUGAGAAUUCGGAAGACGGCCUGUCGGAGUGGAUGCUACACACUGAGGAGGAGCCUGUUGUUCGGCUGAGAAAACGAAUGGCAAAGCUACCAAGAUCUGCAACUUCUGACAACUAGAACUGAUGCGACUGUUUUCUUAUUUUUUAAAAAAGUACCCAGGGUUUUUUUCUUAUGUACAUACACACAUAAAAUAUGAUUCAAAUAGCUGUUAAGUAUAAUUGAAGCCCUAUACACAAACAAUCAGUCAUGUUCCGAAUUCAAACAAAAUAAUCGUUUGUCGAAUAUACAUAAAUCUUAUUUCAA
Molecule: messenger RNA, 1175 nt
Organism: Scaptodrosophila lebanonensis
Lineage: Eukaryota; Metazoa; Arthropoda; Insecta; Diptera; Drosophilidae
Exons: 4
Coding region: 351-989 (212 amino acids)
Source: RefSeq, a predicted model, not a curated record